AUGUCGGAACUACCUGAACACGAACAAGAAACAUGUGAUUUGAAUGAUGACAUAGUAUUGACCAAACAAAAUUUGAAAGGCGAUUGGCUCAACUUUUUUCUAUUGUUAUUGCUCUUCAUUAUGGUAGGAUUGCCUGUGGGCUUAUCGACUGCACUACAGAUCAUUUUGCAAAGCCGAAAAAAUACGACGUACAACGACCAGGUAAACCUAUAAACCUACGAAAAAACUAUUUAUGUAUCAGAGAGACACAAAUGUAGAGAAAAAUUCAAUUUUUAUUUUCAUCCCUUAAUCACUGAAAAAAAUAACUUUUUAAAGUUUUCAAAAUAGCUAAUUUGUAAAAUGUAUUAUUCUAAAAAUUUGAAUAUAUCAAACAUUCACAACCGAUCAAUACUUUCUUAGUAAUAGUCGUGUCCACCUAAUACAAAACCGGAUUAAAAAAAAUUGUUUAAAAAAAGUGAAUAUUCAUAGAGUUAUUAGCAUUCAGAUAACACUGUAGAACACUUUAUAUACAUAUUGAUAUAAAAUAACUUAAUACAUACCUCACUAGGAGCAAAGUCUAAAAAUAAUGAUUGUUUAUAUGUUUUAAUAAAUGUUUUAUUUAUUACAAUAGUACUAUUGUUACUCAUUGCCAGGUGAUCCAUACAUAAGUGGGUACACUCAUCAUGGAAAAUAUUAGGUAACUUUUUUUCGGAAUUUGUUUUCCAGAACAUUUAAUAAACAUGUAUUAUUAACACGCCGUGCGUCUUACCAUCACACAAAUGGCACUCCACUAAUCUCCUCCAACCCAAACUAAAAGGUGGAAUAUCUCGUCAACGGCUUGACAGAAGUCAAUAAUUUUAACACUAAAAUUUAUUUAAACUAAUACUCCAUCAAUUUAUGGAAUUUUUAAUGUAGGUUAACGUUUGAAAAUCAAAAAUAGGUAGUGGUUUUACCUCCAAAAAUAAGCGUGAUAAAAAAUAACAUAAAUAUAAAAUUGUAGAGCAACUUGGUUUCUAAAUUUUCUAGAAAACAAAUUCCUGUAAAAAUUAAUACUUUCCGAGAUAAUGAAUGUAACCACUUAAAUGAAUCACCUGGUAUACCUAUGAUUCUUAUUUGUAUUAUGCUAUCAUUUCAGGCUCUUUUCAGUUUUAUACACUGGCCGUUUAGUUUUAAACUAUUAUUUGCUCCGUUGGUAGACACGAUCUAUGUACAAAAACUGGGUCGGCGUAAAUCUUGGCUCAUACCCGUUCAAUAUAUAUUAGGUAAGUAUUUAAAAUCGUAUUUAUUUAAAAAUAUUAAAUUUAAAAUAAAUACUUAACUAUUGGUAUUAGUAACAAACUAGGUGUAUAUACAUAAAUUGCCACAUCAGUUAUUAUUGUUUUUAUUAUGUACUUACAUUUCGGUAUUGAUGUUGAACAGGAGCGACUUUGGUUUAUACAGCCACCAACAUCGACGAGUUAUUGCCUGAAACUGGAAAAGCGAACAUCAUCGUACUGACGUUCGUGUUCUUCGUGGUAAAUUUAUUAGCGGCUAUACAGGGUGUAAUCGUUGACGGUUGGGCUUUGACUAUGAUGAAAAAGUAAUGAACUUCUACUGUUGGUUUAAUAUUAUAUUUUCGUCGGAGGGCAUUUUUUUUCUAGCCAUACAAUGAUACUUAAUGACACACUUUUACUAUUUUUUAUUUAUAAUAACUUUUUGUAUAGCUCCUUAUAUGUAGGGUCGUAUUACCGCAUAGAUAUUGUAAGCAUUAUGCCUAGGCCUCCCGACAUUUUCAAUAAUAAUUUUUGCAAUUUAUUAAGUUUAACAAAGGUAGGCAAUAUAAUUGACUUAACGCCGUUUCAAUUAUAGAUAGGCAACUAAACCACUGAACCACUUCUCGCAGUAGUUGAAUGGCUGACAGAUGCGAUUACGACAACAGUCCGAUGACGAUGUUAGUCACAUACAGACAUUUUUAUACGACGGAAGAAAAAACGUUCAUUGUUUUUACGUACGGAAAAAAAGUAAUAGUGAGGUGGAGUAAUGGAGGAUCCUUAAAGAUCUGUGAUGUAAUGACCACUAGAUCAACAGUCUGCUAGAUUACCCUUAAAAUUAGUAUUAUUACUAUUAUUAAUCGACAGAUAGCUCCAAAGAUCGACCAAUGGACGACGGGAAACAGAAUGAAACAGAAACAGAUUUAUCAAUCGCGGGAGGAUUCUGUUUGUGUCCAGUUCAUCGCAUCGAGUGAAAUAAUUCACGGAAAGGAACAUAUAAUUUAGCGGAAUGGGUGUUAUAAGAAAUAGAACAGGAAACAAACACAUAAUUUUGUUUCCGGAAUUUAUGUUUAUAUUUGUAUGUAACAAACUAACAACUAAAUAGGUAUACAUAUAAAAAAAAAAGGUAACAAUGACGAAAAAUAAUUGGCAAAAGGCUAAGGAGGGCAUAACCGAGAAAAUAGGUACGAAAAAAAAAACAAUAUAACAAUACGUGUAUCUACGAAAAUAUAACGAAUACAACAAUAGAAACAAAAAUAAUAUUUUAAACCAUGAUACGCAGUAAUUAAAACAAAAAAAACGAACAAAAAUACGUUUGGUAAUAACUCCAAUUUUAUAAAAUUGCAUAAGUUAUUGAUAACAUUUUACAAUGAUUUGUUAACAAGUAUAGAAAAAUAACGAAGGAAUUUUAAAAGAUGGAAAUAAUUAUUUAAUUUGUGUGGCACAAACAGUAUUAUUAAUAUUUCCUUCAAUUAAAUAUUCAUAUUAAAUGUUAUCUAGAUUGAGAAGACUUGGACGAUGCUUUUAUGAACGAAUUCAUUAUUUUUAAGAACUUUUGUGGACUUGGAAUGUUAUUAAAACAAAUAAAUAUAAAAAUGAUAUCAAGUUUCCCGAAUUUAAAUAUUACCUUUAGAAUAUACUUAUCAAUUAUUAGAACACCAUGCAAGAGUGAAAGAUAAUUUUCAGCAUUGAAACGAGUAAAAAUUGACAAAGGUCAACUGUUAAACAAAUAAAAAUGAUCGUUCUUAUCGUUGCGGUUAAUAGAACAUGAACAAAUAAAUACCGAUGAAAUAAUAUAAUAAAAAUACGCUAAAAAAAAUGUAGAAAAUUAAUUAUAGAUUCUGAGUAGAAUGAAGAAGCUUAUGGUUUUACAAAGAUGUUUUUUUUUUAUCUGUUCACAACUUUUAUACCAGAAAACUUGCUAGGGAAAUUUCACUAAGGAGGUACUUUAGAGAGGUCAUUUUUCGAUUUUCUAAGGAGUUUUCUCAUCAAAUUUGAAAAACCGAAAAAAAAUGGUAAAAUAUAAGAAAUGUAGGUAUGAAUUAAAAUAUAUUACAGCCUUCUUUUUUUCUGGGCACAACUUUUCUACCAACAAUUUUACUUCAAAUUUUAUUGAUACUAAUAUUUCUAAAAGUAAAUUUCACUAGGGAGGUACUUUAAAAAGGUCAUUUUUCGAUUUUCUCAGGAGCUUUCCCAGAAAAUGUGAAAAACCACGACAAAACAUGGGAAAACCGGAAAAAACGUAAGAAAACUGGGAAAAUCGGUACAACAUUAAACAAAUAUUAUUAAAUAAAUAUAUAGAUCCUAUUUAAUUAUUUUACUAUAAUAUGGCAUAGAUAAUGUUGACAAAGCAUCAAUAUCAACUGAACUCUGCUCAGAAUUGUUUAUUCGUAAGCAAUGGUUUACAGUUGCUUUCAGGUAUACAUUAAAUUACCUAUAAUAGUGGCUGCACUCGUCCCCAUUAUCCUAGGACGUCUUUUUAAUAAUAUUUUUUAUAAUGUAAUUUAAAUUAUUUUGUUUUUCAUAUAUUUUAUAAUUUAUAAAGUUAUAUUUUAUAACAUAAUUUCUCCAUAUUGUGGAGAAAGUACCCAGGGCCCCAAAUGACUUGAUCCAGGCCUGCUUGUUUGAUCUCUUCCUUACAUCCAAAAUAAUUUGUUUCAUGAAUAAGACAGUCAAGGCUUUCCUCUCCUUGUUAGUCUUUCGAUUUUUCCUUCUAUUAUCGUAGUUAUUCACGUACUAUUCCUUGUUAGAUGUCCUAUAAGAUGUUCAGGAUUUUAUUUUUAUUUUGUCCAUCAUCAAUAUUGCCCAUGUUUUUAUUAUACCAUUCCAUUGAUUUUAUCAAUGAUUUCCUUGUAUUAAUGUUAAUUGCCUUUGUAUAGUGAAAAGCUUUUGUCUUUUUAUAGAACCCAUACUUCACUUAAGCUAUUCUACAAUUUAUAACCAUGUAACUUUACUCAAUAUCUGUAACACUGCUUCCUACUAAGUACUGUUUUUAGUUUCUAGUAUUGUCUUAAAUUAUAUUAAAAUAUAAUUUCAGUUUUCUACAAAAGAUUAUGUUACUUUUGUAUUAUUAAUAGUCUUGAUAUACUACUAAAGUUUGUUUUCCAUUUUCUUUAAGUUUUCUUCGAUAUAUUUUGCGGAGUUUUCUCUCUCUAUAUAUAUGGUAAAUUGAACAAUAUAGAUGCUUAUGUGUGUCACAUAAGCACUGAGCAAAUCGCGAUAUUAUUCGCCACGGUGUUUUUGUAUAAUAUUGUGUUCACAGAAAUAAUGUUGGGCACGCGUCCUUUUGCAAUUCAGUGGGACACACAUUGGGAAUGCUGAUCAGUCACGUAGUAUCCAUCCUGUUCACCUCGAAAGACUUCUGCAACAAAUACUUUCGGAAUACCCCUGGCACCGCAGGAAUACUGACUAUGAAUUGUAAAUAAGUAACUGCUAAUUUUCAAACAGCUUAUUUUAUUUUGGUUCUAGUUCAUUGACGUAUUAUUCAUAUUUUAUAUUUUAUCAUAACGUAUUGCACAAAUUAAUUUAAAAACAAAUACAUCAGAGAAAUAAUGUUAUAUUUAUUACUAUCAGAGAAUUAGUUAUUCAUAUCGUAUAUGUUAGUAUACAAGAUCUCAUAGGACUAUUUAACAAAUAUAAAAACUUCUUUUUCAUCCAAUAUUUGUUUGGUUUUUUUCUUUAGAAUCGGAGUGAGCGAGGGAUAUAUUGAUUUUACUAUACGUGUAUUAUUUUUUUGUCAUUUACUAAUUUUUCAAACAGUUUUUCAUAGUAAUUAAGAAAAACCGAAAAAAAAACUGAUAAAUUUAUGGCGUUAUGAUUUCUUUAUUUAAAAUUUCUUAAAAUUUAUGUUUUCUACCAAAACUAUUACUCCAACAAAACAAAUGAUAAAAGAUAUUUUUGUUCAAAACUUUUUUGAUCAACUUAAAUCAAUUAUUUUUAAACAAUUUUUAAAGUUUAAUGAAAUAUUUAUGAUAUUUUUUAACCGCUUAAAUUUUCAAAUAAUUUGUUAUUAUAUGAAAUAUUGUACAAUUUGAUAAUUUUCUGAUCAUAUUAAUAAAGGCUAUGAGUCUGUUAUUAACUUCGGAGAUGAUAUGAAUAAUCAAAUUCUGCUUUUUUUUUUUUAUGCAUGAAUCACAGAAAAAAGACUUCAAAUAUUUAUAUUUCAAUUAAUUUUUAUGCUUGGGAAAAAACUUGAAAAAAUAACUUUUAGUUUUAUUAUUUUUGAAAAAUUUAAAGAAAUUUUAUAGAAUUUAUUCUUCUCGAAACUUGAUGUAUCAACGUUUUAUUUUUAUUAAUUUCAUGGUUUUUAUAAUUUUUAAAAGUUCAGAAAAAGUACAGUCAGUUACCUAAUACUUAUAAUAAUAAUCAAUUGGCGAAUGCGAUUACAGCCAGCUACAUAAUUAUAGGUACUUUCAAAAAAUAUAAAAAUCACGAAUCUAAUGAAAAUAAAAAUUGAAACUUCCAAAUUUUCAGAAGAAUAAACCCUAUAAAAUAACUUUAAAUUUUUCGAUAAUAAUAAAAUAAAAAGUUUUUUUUUUUAUUAAAACAAAAAUUUAAUUCAAAUAUAAAUAUUUGUGGCCCUUAUUCCUGUGAGUAAUAUAAAAGAAAAACAGAAUUUGAUUAUCUUUAUUUUCUCAGAAGAUAUUGCAAUGGGUAUAUCUUAGUGGGACACUCUGUAUACACCUGCAGUGAGAAGUAAGUGGCACCUAAUGGUUGAUGGGAGGGGGCACAUGUAUAAACUGACCCAGAUCAACUAUUCAUUUGAAAUCAAUUAAUAACGCAAAAAAAGCGAUUGUAUAGAUUUAUAGAUAUAAAUAUAUAGAUGUAUAGAAAAUGAUUUUAUAGAUUAAGUACUUAGACAAAGUGCGAAUGCGUCUUCGUUAAAGCUCUGAGUAUGAUUCAUCCCGGAUCCGGCGCGCAACGGCUGCUUACAUUUCGAAAAUUGGUAUUUUUAUAUUUAUUUGUUUAUAGUUUAAUAUAGGUAACCUAAUUAUUAAAACAAAUAGUACAAUUUAAUUUUUAAAUUCAUAGUUCCAUCGUUUUUUUUCGUACUAAAAACCAAAAAAAUAAUUUAUGUAUAUAUUAUUAAUUAUUAUUAUGCCACAUAAAUCACUUAAGUGCAGUUUUUUUCCUGCACCCAGAGUCUAUUUCAUAACACGCUUGUAGAAACAUAGAUAUAGAUGAUAUCUAACACUAUAUUAUUAGUUACUAAUAGGAAAUUAACGUGUCUUAUUCAUCUAAUUCGAUUUAACUAAACCUCUUAAUUUAUUUAUUUAUUUAAUUUACCAGCUAACUUGCCUAAUAUAAUUGUAUUACAUUUCUACAGGGAUAUUAUACAGUAUGGGCAUAUUAUUCAUAUUAGUCUCAACAUUAAUCACUAUACUAAAAAAAGAAAAAGAUUUUAGAUUAGAAGACAAUCAUGUAAAACUCAAUAUUGUUCAAAAUUACAUGUUAAUAUGGAACAUAUUAAAGUUACCUAGUGUUCAAUUACUAGCGCCGGCAUUACUAACAUUUAAAGUAAUUUUAUAAUCAGGUUUUAUUUUAAAUUUAUUUAUUGUUUAUUUCAUGGUGUUUUGUAUUGAACUUUACAAAUAUUCAAAAAGUAAAAAUGAUAAUUGUUUUCAAAAUUCAAAUUGAAAUUCAUGUAAGUUUCUAAAAUUUUCUUUGACUUACUAGUAUUUUUAUUUGUAAUAUAAACUUAUAAAUAUUGAUUUUUUAAUGGUAAAUUAUGAAUUUUAAAAAUUAGAUUAAUUUUUUAUUAUUAAUCAACAUUUGUUUUGAUUUUAAGAUUGGAUUUGCAACAACAGACGUGUCUAUUUUGAAGUUGAUUGAUGCGGGCGUAUCAAAAGAUACGAUUACGGUUUUAAAAAUAGUAAUUACGGUUGGAAAUAUAAUAAUAACACUAAUAACGGCGAAAUAUACAACAGGUCAAAAAUCAAUUUUUAUAAUGUUGAAGUGUUAUCCUUUAAGGUAAAUAUAUUAAUUAAUUCACACAGAACAAUAUUAUCUGAAAAAAAAAAGAGAACUGAUGGGUGCACCAUUGUUAUAGAUGGGAAAUUGGGAGGUAGAAUACAUACAUUUAUUUAAUUUAUAUCUAUUAACAAUGAUAAACGAUGGCUAACGAAAAACGAUUUUGAACGAAGUUUGUUUAUACAUGAUUUGAAAAGUCGUAAUAUUUACUAUUUUGAUCUUUUCUUUUAUCAAGAAAAUUACUACUAGAAAAAAAAAUGUGCUUAUCAUAAUUUAAUAAUCAAAAUUAAAGCAAGAUUUAGAAAAGGAUAGAAAAGUUGUUUAUAGGCUGAAAAAAAACACAACAGUAAAAUCAAUACAUUCUUUAUUCUCCUCAAAAUCUAAACCAUUGUAUAUUUCAGAUUAAUUUUUAACAUUUCGUUUGGUUUACUUGUUUUUUAUACGCCUCAAUGGAUAGAAUCUAAUGGGACUGAAAAUAAUUCGAUAUACUACUAUGCUACCUUUAUACUUCUAUCAUUAAUGCAAAAUGUGAGUUUAUUACUUUUAUAAUAAUUGUUACCUAUUUUAAAUAUAUAUUUUUUCCGUCUACCGUUUUAUUGUUUUUAUUUAUUUAUUUUUUUCAAAAAUAAAAUAAUAGCGAAACGAAUGUAACAAUAACUAUACUGUACUGUAAUAACUAUAUGUUUAUGUUAUUUACGAUACUAUGCAGGGUAUCUCACAAAGAUGUGAUUAUUACAAUACCUGGGAAAAUAACUUUUUCCGGAAUUUUUUUAUUUUACUUAGCUCUAAAAAUAUCACAUAACUAUUAUUUUUUAUUGCUGUUUUUUUGGGGGUGAACCAACUUCCUAUUUUUGAUUUUCUUAUGGUAACCUAAAAUAAAAUUCCAUAAGUAGACGGAGUAGGGUUUGGAUAAGGGGAGUGUAGUAGAGCAUCAUUUAUGUGGUGGUACAGAAGCGUUUGAAUAGUAAUACACUACUCUCCCCUUACGCAUACUUAAAAAUGAAAGUCCUGUCAACAAGUUGACGGAAAUCAAAAAUAUCAACACCAAAAUGUAUUUAAACUAUUAUCUCGUAUAUUUAUAGAAUUUUUAAUAUUAUUUUCAAUUUGAAAAUCAAAAGUAGAUUGUCGGUUUACCCCAUUGUAACAUUUUAAAGCUACUUGUUUCUUAAAUUGUCACGAAAAAUUUCUGAAAAAAGUUUUAUUUUUCAAGAUAUCGUAAUAAAAAUAUCUUCGUAAGACCUCCUUGUAUCUUUAUAGUUACUAUUACUAAAAACUUAAUCGCUAUAUAAUAUCAAAAUAAUCAUAUAGAUUAAAAUAUGCUCAUAGAAUUCUAAUACAUUUUUUUGUUUUCAUUAGGUAUGUUUACUAUUAAGUUAUUAAAUGUAAUAUCAAUUUGUUUUACAGGUCUUGUCAUAUACCAUAUAUGUAUCUGUAAUGGCGUUUUUCACUCAGAAAAGUGAUCCUCGUUUCGGCAGUACUUACAUGACGUUAUUGAAAACUUUUUUUAAUUUAGGAAGGACACUGGCGGAGACCUUUGCAUUGAGUAUGAUUGAUUUUUUGACGUUUAAGAGAAGUUCAUUUGAUCCCGAGAAUAAAUUGCCAACAUUAAAUUGUGAAAAAGUAAUAAAUUAAAAACAAUAUAUAUAUAGAUUAAAAUUCAAAUUUUCAUUACACUUUGAAUUACAGUCGAAUAAGAAUAUUGUAUACUGCAAAUAUAUAUAUUCGUCUGUUGUAUAUAUAUAUAUAUAUAUAUACAACUAUAUUUUAAUUUUCUAAGUACACAUAACAAAUCAAAUUCAUUAGAUAAUCUUCUAUCUGUAUGUAUAAGGUAUAUGAAAUCGCAGUAGAUAAUCUUAUACUUCCUUUUGAUAUAUGAGAUCGUUAUUAAUGAUGUUAUUGUAGUGUAUCUAGUUCGUUUUGGAUUGAAAAUCUAUACUUCAUAAUUCCGGGCCAUAUACAAGUACCUAUAUAUAUAUAUAUACAGAUUGUAUCUUGUUUAUAUAAAGCUGUGGUGAAUUAAUGUGCGUAACAUAACUUGCUGUAGUUAUUUUUACUGUGAAAAAAAAAUUUCAAUAUCUAGGAAAUAUUCCAUGAUAUUAUUAAUCAACUAUUGAUAUUACUUGUUUUUCUUUAGGAAAAUAAAGGUGACUGCAUAGUAGAUGGAUAUUACGUAGUAGCAGUUUUCUGCUCUAUCAUAGGGAUUGUUUGGUAUAUUAUUUUUAAAAAUAACCUAAAAGAACUUCAACUCCGGGGCAUUUCCCACUGGAUGGUGAAAGUGAAUAGAAAUCCUACGACGGAAAAAGCAUACUCCCUGCGACAAAUGUAA
Messenger RNA from Cinara cedri, 9525 nucleotides. Lineage: Eukaryota; Metazoa; Arthropoda; Insecta; Hemiptera; Aphididae. The record is from the annotation of a GenBank genome assembly.